Molecule: messenger RNA, 1530 nt
Organism: Vigna angularis (adzuki bean)
Lineage: Eukaryota; Viridiplantae; Streptophyta; Magnoliopsida; Fabales; Fabaceae
Exons: 1
Coding region: 1-1530 (509 amino acids)
Source: RefSeq, a predicted model, not a curated record
AUGGAGCAGGAACCGGGAGCGUUUUUACAGGAGAUGAGAAGGAGAAUGGAGGCAAUGCAGGCGGAGAUUGAAAUGCUGAGAGCCGAGUGUGAUGCGGCUAGAGGGGCGCAAGCUAAUCGCCAAUCCUCCGCGCGCGCUCAUACAAGGCCAAUUGUAGAGAUGCCGGAAACCGAGCCGGACUCAGAGGAGGACACAGAUCCCAAUCCUGAUAGCUAUUAUCAGGGGGAACAAAGUGAGUCCGGCUCGCAUCGAACUGCAAACCGUCCGGCCCCGGCCGGUCGGGCUCGAGCAUUGCAUCCGUUCACAGCAGUGAUCAUGGAGGAGCAGAUUCCGGAUAGAGCAUUCCCAGCCUUGGAGAAGUAUGAUGGCUCGGGGGAUCCAGAGGAGCAUUUGAGGUCUUUUGUUGAUGCGAUGACCAUUUACUCCCCCAGGGAAAAUGUGUGGUGCAGAAUUUUUUCUUUGUCAAUAAAAGGAGAAGCUUUGGCCUGGUUCCACUCGUUAAGACCCCGAACCAUUAAUAGUUUUGCCACCUUGAGGGAUAUGUUUGAACGGCAGUUUUCGGUAGGUAAAGCGCGAAAUCUGACGUAUCUAGAGUUGACUAAUAUAAAGCAGGAGAAGGGAGAGAGUCUUAGGGAUUUCAUGGACAGGUUCAACAGAACCGCUUGGCAAGUAAGGGGGGUAGGCAAGAAGUUUACCAUCAGUACUUUGGCUACUGCGUUGAGACCUUCCCCGUUUGCUGAUAACUUGUUCGUGGAACCCCCAUUAAACCUGGACAAGUUGCAAGAGAGGGCCGCUCGGUUCAUUCGAAUAGAAGAAAUGAGGGCGGUCCAGAGACGACAACAAGAUCAAGGUACGAGUUUGGGGCAGGAGAAAAAAGAAGGCAAGAAACCGUUCGUUCCAAGCGAACGGCCAAAGGGCCAGAAGUUUAGAGAUGGCCCGAGGGGGAGUAGGUACGAACGGUACACCCCAUUGAAUGUGCCAAGGGCAAGGGUGCUGGAGGAAGCCCUGAGUGCAGAUUUAUUAAAGGUAAGACCUUCCCGAUCAUCACCUAAAGCAGAUGGAACUAAGCAUUGUACCUAUCAUUUGAACAUAGGACAUAACACCGAGGACUGCACGGUGUUGAAGGAUAAGGUGGAAGAAUUGAUCCGGGCGGGUCAUCUGAAGAGGUUUGUCAGGGAGGAACGAAAGACAAGAAGUCCACCCAGAAGGACUAGGGUGGAAAGAAGUGACAGGAGAGAGGACAGGCAUCCCGACCGCAGGAGGAGUAGAAGUCGCAGUCAUGACCGAUCACUGCAAGGAACGAUAAACACCAUUUCGGGUGGAUUUGCGGGAGGGUCGUCGGCGUCCGCAAGGAAGAGAAACCUGAGGGAGCUUAAAAGCGUCCACAGAGUAGAUGUGAGAAAGCGUUCUAUGCCGCCCAUCACGUUUACAGAUGAGGAUUUCCACGCUCCCGAUCCAGAUGAGGAUGACCCGAUGGUGAUAACGGCAGUUAUUGCCCGGUAUAGUGUGGGAAAGGUGUUGGUGGACUAG